Molecule: messenger RNA, 709 nt
Organism: Lactuca saligna
Lineage: Eukaryota; Viridiplantae; Streptophyta; Magnoliopsida; Asterales; Asteraceae
Source: the annotation of a GenBank genome assembly
GCAGAAAGCCAGGAUGAGUAGCAGGCCGCGUACCGGUCCGCCGAAACACGCCAACAAGUUCGCCUGGAAACCCAACGCCGGCGUCAAAAUUAACGAAACCGAAGUCGGAGGAAGGUUUAGGCCUUUAUCUGACAUCACCGGAGUUUGCCCUAAGUGUAAAGAUCAAAUCGAAUGGAAACGCAAAUACGGCAAAUACAAACCCCUAACAGAACCAGCCAAAUGUCAGAAAUGUACCAAACGUGCUGUUCGUCAGGCUUACCAUAAUCUCUGUAACGCUUGUGCUAGGGAACAUAACGUAUGUGCUAAAUGUUCAUGCCGCGUUGACAGAAUCGUUGGAAGAGAUAUUACUGAAGUAGAAGCUGAACAGAAGAUGCUUCAAGCGGCCAUUGGUAAUGCUCGUGAGAGAGACAAGAGAUCCUUGAUUCGUGCUAUGAACAAAGGAAAGACACAAACAAAAGAACAAGAUCCAACUGAUAAUGAUAAAAAAGCUGGUGAUUUGUUUAAAGCUGAGUCACUUGAAGCAUAUGCAGGCACAACGAGAGAUGAUGAAGAUGAGGAUUACAGUGAAGAUGAGACCCAAGUAGUUAACUGAGAAUGCUCUUAAUAUAUUAUUAAAUUAGGGUUAAGAAUCACAGCAUCUUUUAUUGUAACAACAGGAGUGAUAGUGUGAUUCUAUGUGAUCAUUUUCUUGUGUUUUUUUUUUUUUUCU